This is a messenger RNA of Pieris macdunnoughi, 3504 nucleotides long. Lineage: Eukaryota; Metazoa; Arthropoda; Insecta; Lepidoptera; Pieridae. The record is from the annotation of a GenBank genome assembly.
AUGGCAUACAACCCUUUUUUGAGUAUCAAUGAACCAGCAACUCCCAUUACUGCUGAAGUUCUUAAUCCUUUUAUGGUGACGGCCAAUAAUGACCAUGAAGACAUGGCUGGAGGCGAUAAUCCAUUUGCCGCAAGCAAUCCUUUUUCUGAUUUUGAUAAUAGUUAUGAACCACCCGUGGGAGAUACAGUUCCCAUAGACAUAUUUGGCAACUCUGAGCCUGUUAACAUGGGUGCUAAGCAAUUCGAUGAUAACAGCUCCACAAAUAUUUUCCAUCAAAGUAUCGAAGAACCUUUACCAAACGAAAUAGUUGUCAAACCAACAGAAUUAGAUCUGGUUUCUAUUAGAGAAAACGAUAGUUUCACACCAAUUAUUACAACCAACAAUCAAGAUCUUGUGAGACCAGUUCCACAAGAAACUCAAAAUUUGAUUCUUAGUGUCACAGGUCAAAUGGAGUUUACUAGUUCACAUUUGCUUAAUCGUAUACCACCUACAAGAACGCCGAGUCCAGUUUCGGUUCGUGACAUUCAUUCGCCAAGUCCGACGCCUGAUUUAGACAUGUUAGAAGAUUCACAAGUGGCAGAUUCCAAUAUUGAUCUGAGCUUGACUCAAUCCAGACCGGCGAGACCACCUCCGGUUCGCCCCCCUCGACCGGCUCCUCCACCUAGGCCACAGCUCCCACCACCAGCCCAAGCUACCACGCUAGUUGAUGACAUUAAUCUUUUCGAAGCUUCUGUGCCAGUAGUAGUAAAACCAACUAAAGAAGCAAUACUGAGCUUAUAUGCAGCCCCUAAGAAGGAAGAAAAACCUAUUGAUUUUUUGAGUGAUGAUAUAAUAGAUUUAACGUCCAAUCCGGAACAAUCUUUAAAUAUAGUACCAACCUCAAGUGAAACUCCAAAUGAAACAGAACAUUUAUUAUUUAGUAAUUCUUCAACAAUGGUUAAAGCAUCUAUUCAAUAUACACAGUCGACUGAAUCUGAUAUGACCGUAGACGCUAUGGAUCAUCAUAAUACUAACGCCGAUAUGGAUACGUCAGAACCCACAGUUGAAACUAUUGAAAAUAUUUCUCAACCAUCACCCUUUAUAUUAACAGAGAGCAGCAUGGAAGUGAAUCAACCUUAUUCUGAGAUUGAUAAGAACCCCUUUGAUAUAACUGAAGAGGAUAUUACAACAAAUGUGGCAUCCGAUAUUUUUGGAGUUAGAGAAGUAAACGCAUCGGUUUCUCCAGUCAGCGACACAUUCCAAAAUUUACCAUCAGAAGACCGAUCUCUUCAAGAUACUCCUAUCGGUGAAGAUAGCGGACCAAUUAAAUCGACUCCUAAACAAGAUGUCGAUAAUUCAGCUAACUUUGGAUGGGGUCAGGCGGAAGAAAUGAUUCAAGAGACUUUUACCGAAUCUCAAGAUGCUUUUGAUGCGUUUGCUGCCAAAUUUGAUUCAGUGGCCGGAAACCAUUUGACCGCAGACGCUUGGGGCGACGAUGGCAGCUCUGACGCGGCGCCGGAGGGAUUCGAGUCGGAGGCGUUUGAUCCUUUCCUGCACAUGCAGGCUCCACCGGCGCCCGCUGCCACGCCACGCCUUGACCACCAAGGGUCCGCUGAUUCCGCGGAUGACACGUUUUCCGUGUUUAUAAGACCCAAAGACAGUGAAGUAGUAGUCGACGGCAGCGCAGUGCCGGCGUUAGCGCCUCCUCCGAGGCCCCAGAUAGCACCGGACUCGCCCAGAGCCAACCCCUUCGAUAAGAGUGCAAUAGACACUAUACAGCAGCAAUUCCAAGCGGAGCGACCGGAGUCCGGUCGCGGCCGCUCGGGGAGCGGCGGCGAGACGCCUCCCACGCCUCUGUUCGACGACGACGUGUCGGUCCCGCUCGAAGACUUUCCGCGCACCAUCUACGCCGGCCCGGGCUGGGAGAUGCAUCUUAGACAACCCAACAAAAAGAAAAUCACCGGACAAAGGUUCUGGAAGAAGGUGUGGGUGCGCGUGGUGGGCGCAGGCGCCGGCGAGAGCCCGGCGGUACAGGUGUUGGCGGCGGCCGGAGACCGCGAGCCUCUGCACGAGUUGCCGCUGCAGGCUUGCUACUCCGUCUCCGACAUCGCCGCGCAGCAGUUUGACCAAUUCGGCAAGAUCUUCACUGUCAAGUUACAGUACGUCUUCUACAAGGAGAGACCGGGAGUGCGACCGGGCCAAGUGACGAAGGCGGAGCGCAUCACCAACAAGUUGUCUCAAUUCGCGGCAUACGCGAUUCAAGGCGACUACCAGGGAGUCAAGGAAUUCGGCAGCGACCUGCGGAAGCUGGGCCUGCCCGUCGAGCACGCACCGCAGGUGUCGCAGUUGUUCAAAUUGGGUUCGCUCAACUACGAGCACGUCAAAGAGUUCUCUUGCUGCGUAGAAGAAGCGCUGUUCCGCAUCGCCGCUCAUCGGGACCGCGCUCUCACCUACAAGAUGGAGGAGGUGCAAGUGACGGCCGUGGACGAGCUGUACGUCGAGCAGGAGGCGGACGGCGCGGUCGUGAAGCAGAUCGCGCGAGUCAGACUGUUCUUCCUCGGCUUCCUGAGUGGUAUGCCGGACAUAGAGCUAGGCGUGAACGACAUGCGGCGACAAGGAAAGGAAGUGGUGGGGCGCCACGACAUCAUCCCCGUCGUCACGGAGGAGUGGAUCCGCGUCGAAGACCCCGAAUUUCACGCCUGCGUGCAGCCCGACGAGUUUGACAAGUGUCAGAUCAUCAAGUUCAAGCCACCCGACGCGUGCUACAUCGAGCUCAUGCGCUUUCGCGUGCGUCCUCCCAAGAACCGCGAGCUGCCCCUGCAGUUGAAGGCCGUGUGGUGCGUGACCGGCAACAAGGUGGAGCUCCGCGCGGACGUUUUGGUGCCCGGGUUCGCGUCGCGCAAGUUGGGGCAGGUGCCGUGCGAGGACGUGGCGGUGCGCUUCCCCAUCCCCGAGUGCUGGAUUUACCUGUUUCGAGUCGAGAAACAUUUCCGCUACGGCUCCGUCAAGUCGGCUCACAGACGUACCGGCAAGAUUAAGGGCAUAGAACGAUUUUUGGGUGCCGUGGAUACGCUGCAGGAGUCGCUGAUCGAGGUGACGUCGGGUCAGGCCAAGUACGAGCACCAACAUCGCGCCAUCGUGUGGCGCAUGCCUCGACUGCCCAAGGAAGGCCAGGGUGCGUACACGAGCCACAACCUCGUAUGCCGCAUGGCUCUGACGUCGUACGACCAGAUCCCGGAGCAGCUAGCGCAGUGGGCCUACGUGGAGUUCACGAUGCCGGCCACGCAAGUGUCCCACAUGACGGUGCGGUCCGUCUCGCUGCAGAAUCACGACAAUGACCCGCCCGAAAAGUACGUGCGGUACCUCGCGCGCCACGAGUAUCGCGUGGGCAUCGAGCGCACGAGCGGCACUCCGGCUGCUGCUUACUCUUUAGCCGCGGCGGCGCCCGACCCCAAGCCGGAGCCCGCCCCCGCUGCCACGCCCAUCGCGCCCGCCGCGCCGUCGUCCGACUCCGACUCGGACUAG